GGGAAACUAGUGAGGAUGGGCUCUGCCGGCGAGCGCUCCCGCAUCCCACAGCUCCCACGGUGCUGCUGCCGAGAGGUGGGCGAGCGGCCGGCCGGGAGGAAUAGAAGCCAGCGAGCCCCCGCUGCACCCCACUGCUCACGGACAGGGUCCCCAGGAGCCGAGUGUGGCUCCGGGGUCCCACCGGAGACGACUCUCCCAGCCGGCUGUCGCUGAAGGCUGGAUUUUGCGGUUCCUCUGCCCGGUCUCCCACGGGCGCAGGUGAACGGAUUCGGCACCCACCGCACUCUCAGACACCCCAAAAGUUUCUUCACAAUGACUGCUGGCCUGGAGAAAGCCUGCCACCGGUGCAUAUCUAAAAUUGCCAGCAAUGCAUGCUUUAUAUUUGGGCUCCUCGCUUUCCUUGCCUUACCACUGUCCAUGACUUUUAUAGGAAUGAAGUUUUUGGAAGAUUGCCCAGUUCAGCCACUAAUUCCAUUAUAUCUGUUGGUGGGUGGCGUGAUUGGCAGCUUAAAGGUGACUCUCCUGCUGUACGACUCAACCAGGAUGAGGCAGCUGCUUUCCAAGUCUGUUGUGAUUGAUGAUGAUGACGAUGACGAAUAUCCCUGGAGGCAGAAUGCUCACAAGUACUACAUCCAUCUAACCCUCAGCCUUUUCCUCUUUCUCUGGUUCAUUCUUGGGAACUACUGGGUUUUUUCUGUGUACCUGCCAAAUUUCAUCCCACCUUUCCAUCAGCCUCAGGAUUACUGUGACAAAACCCUGUACAUUUUUGCUGUUGGUGUCCUCGUUAUUAGCCAUACUGUUCUCUUUCUCCUUAUCUUUUGUAGCAGCUGCUUAUAUUGCUUUUCCAGGCAAAGGUACUCUUCUGAGGAAGACUAAAUGCCACAUAAAUAAAGCCCCAGAUGUUUGGGAAAGAGUAUACAACAAAGAACAGGCAAUAAUUCACCCUUGUGUACAUCUUUGUUGUACUAUAUAUAUGUAUGAUAGCAGUCAACUGCAAGAGGAAAUUGUAAAAUACAGUGCCAUCUGGAAAUAGCUAAGCUGGAAUACAGCAUAGUCAAUGUAAAAUUGCUGCUAUAGAUGCCAGGGUGCACUCUUGCUAACUUCUACAUCCCUUUUCUAACUCUUGGAUAUUCUAGCUGGAGUAAGCUCUUGCAGACACCAAACUCCUCUAAAACCAGGUUCACUUAUGUUGUUUCAGCAUGGUACAUCUUUGCCUCUAAAAGUAGCCCUCUUCACCGGGAUCUGAACAUCUCCGUAGCCUUGCUGAGGUAUGUUACUGUCCCUGCAUUACAGGUGAGGGAGCUGAGACAAAGAGAUAAAGGGCUGUAUCCAGACCACCUUGCAUGGCCCAUGGACUUUGACAGUAACUUAGAUGCUCACCAGAGAGCUAUUCAGACCACUGUUAGACCAGCCAGUAAGUAGCUAUGAUAACGAUACAAGCAUGUAUAAAAGGCAGCCUGAAUAUGGCCCCCAGGUCUCUUCUGAACUUGGAUUAGAAAGCGUCUAUACCUAACUUUGGUGCUAGAACAGAUAGUCUGAAUAUAUCCAUAUAUAUCGAAUACAUCCAAACUGAGCCAAGGCCACUUUGCAAGCCUUUGGUAGAACAAGGAACUGAGCUACUGAGUAUCAGAUCAGUGCUUUAACCAGGGCUCAGCAUUCCCCAGUCUGGGGAGACUCCUCUUCUCCACUUUUUGUAUAGCCGUAAUUUGUCAGUACCACACCAACACAAAGAUGGUCGUUCUUGGUCAAACCAUUGUGAUUGAGUUCAUAGAAAAACCCAUGUUGUGUCGGUAUUUUAAAUAUAAAACACAGUAAUAAGACAUGGGCAGGGAUGUGAGAAUUUCAGGUGGAUGUGUUCACUACAGCAGUUCUCUGGUUGUGGUGUGAGUGUACGUUUGAUUUGUUCACCUUUGUGCUGUACAUAUGGAAAUCUAUACUUAAUAGACAGAUGUAACACAAACAGCUUUUAAGUCAACAGCAGCGUCAGCUUUAAAAGCACCAGCAUGCACAGAGACAAUUGUUUUGUGACAUGUAAUGGAACAAGCCUGGUCCUGGUAGAUUGUUUUUUCAUGUGUUGAUGAAUGCAGUGUAAAAGUG
This is a messenger RNA of Aquila chrysaetos chrysaetos, 2097 nucleotides long. It is a transcript of the gene TMEM272, whose product is annotated as transmembrane protein 272. The record is from RefSeq and is a predicted model, not a curated record. The transcript has 5 exons. NCBI's taxonomy places the organism in Eukaryota, Metazoa, Chordata, Aves, Accipitriformes, Accipitridae. Bases 313 to 876 code for a protein of 187 amino acids.